Rhopilema esculentum is the source of this 3219-nucleotide messenger RNA. RefSeq lists its product as uncharacterized. Gene Ontology annotation, molecular function: transmembrane transporter activity. NCBI's taxonomy places the organism in Eukaryota, Metazoa, Cnidaria, Scyphozoa, Rhizostomeae, Rhizostomatidae. Gene Ontology annotation, biological process: transmembrane transport. The record is from RefSeq and is a predicted model, not a curated record.
CAAAAACUUUCGUCAACUGAUCGUGACCACAUUGAAGUAUUUCCUUGGAUAUUGUACCAUUGAUUCAAAAGGGCACAUGGAUUUUGCUUUCAAACCGAGAAAAAUAGCAUUCAUGCGAUCUUUUAACUGUCCAUCAGCACCUACAUAGCAAAAUGGAGUGUCUGCGAAGCCUUUGGACAAGGCUGAAACAUGCCUUUUCACCACCAGGACAGACACCAAUAGACCCUGUCAUCGUGAUUACUGUUUUCAUCUGCAGUCUUGGAAAUGCCAUGAUUAUCACAAUGCCAUUCUCAUUUUUACCAAGAAUGAUGAGGGAAUUUGGCAUUGAAGAAAAAGAAAUAGGUAAUUAUGUCGGCAUUGUGGCUUCAUCACUUUUUGUAGGAAGAUCAUUUGGAAGUUAUUUGUGGGGUUGGUUAUGUGAUCGAAUUGGACGCAAACAUUCACUGGCAAUAUCAACUGGUCUAAUCGCCCUCUGUACUCUUAUGUUUGGCUUUAGCCAGUCUUAUGUUUGGGCCUUGAUAACUCGGUUCCUUCAAGGAUUGUGUGGUGGACUGAUCAUAGCUCUGAAGGCAACGAUUUUUGCCCUUUGUGAUGAGACCAACAGCAGUCUUGGAAUGGCAAUAAUAAUAAGCUCUUUUCAAAUUGGUUUGAUAGUUGGCCCAGCUGUAGGAGGGUUUUUAGUUUUUCCGGCCGAGUCUUUUCCAUCUACUUUCUCUAAAGAUUCUUUAUUUGGAAAAUUCCCAUAUCUUCUACCAGUAUUUAUAACUUUCGUUAUGUUGGUCAUAUCCUUGUUUCUGACCAUAGUCAAAAUCCCAGAGACUCUUAAAAGAGAGAAGACUAAUGAAAAGACAAACUUGCUAAAUGACAGUGGGAGUAAAUCAAUAGAAGGACCGUCUCGUAGAUCGAGAAAAUAUUUGGAUAUGUAUACAUAUGAUAUAAUUGUUGCGAAAGAAUCCUACACUGUCUUUGCUGUGCAGCCCAACAAAGAAGCGGAGCAUGAAAAGGAUUCAAACAAUGCAAAGACUACUGUUUCUCAUUUCCAAAUCGAAUGCGAUAGUGUCAUGGUGCAGACACGUCCAGCCUCAACAUGUUGCCGAGGCUUGAAAGAGUCGUCGUUAUGGCAACUCAUAAAGAUAAGAAACGUGCAGCUAUCCCUGGCGCUCUAUGCUGUAUUCUCUUUUAUUUCAACUGGGUUUGAUGAAACAUUUCCUGUCUACGCAGACUCAUCUAAGAUUUACGGUGGCCUGAACUUUGCGUCAGAUCAGAUAGGGACAGCCAUUCUCAUUGCAGCCGCACCUAUGGUUGGUUUGGUUUUCGUCAUUGCAAGGCUCGAACGGAGAUUUGGUUCCAAAAAGUUGUUGAUUGGUGGGUUAUACCUGCUCGUGUUUGGCUUGCCACUUUUUGCAUUUAUUGGCUAUAUACCGUUCAGAUAUGUAUGGUACCUGCUUAUUCCAUUUUUGUUCGUCGUGAGGUUAACAUUCGCCUGCUGCUUCAUGGUAAUCAAUGUAAUACUCAAUUGUGCUGCUGACCCAAAGUACAUGGGCCUGGUCAAUGGACUGGGAAUGACAGCGUCAUGUGUCUUCCGCUCAAUUGCACCAACCAUUCUCGGCUCCCUCUACUCUUGGUCGCUAACGAAUGAAGGAACAUUGGGGUAUCCAUUCAACCAUCACUUCUCCUUUGUUCUGUCUGGAUUCACUGCUCUUAUCACGUUGGUAAUUGCAGUAUUUCUGCCUGAUAGAUUUCCUGCUCAAAACCUUAUAGAAGUCACCGAAUCAGAAGUAACCAAUCACAGUUCGAGUGACGAAGGCCCAGAAUUUGAUCAAGAUACCAAGAUUUAAGAGUGCAUCGUCACAUUUAUUGAUUGCCAUAUAAAUCCAUGUAAGUCUGCUCUUAUGAAUAGAUCCAGAAAUUUGUCAGACUUAUUAACAACUUCGAUAGUAAAAGCUGCAGAUCCGCCGUGUUAUCAACUUGUAAUUUAUUAUGACCAAGAAAUAAAUAUUGAUUAAGACCAAGAAAGCUGAUUUGUCAGAUAGGCCUAAAACCGCCCCGCUUCCAAAAAAGGACUUCUUUGAAGGGUAAGCGGAUGAGAACCCCACAAGGGGGGAUGGGUGGUUUACUUGAACUUUUUAUAUUGGGGGGUGGGUCUAUCCGCAGUUGUUAAAGCUCACCUAUAAGUAUCAAAAACAAAUUUAACAGACCCAUAAAGUUUAAGCUAAAAAGUUUUGAUGAGAUCAAAAUACAAAAUCAUGUUACUGAGCAAACAAGAAGCUAUUAGUCAAAGUAAUUUAGACUCUUUCUUUUAAUUAUCAGUUUGAACAACAUCUUUGAAUAUCAGUGUUUUUCAUGACAUUAGACCUUAAAGGCCGGUUUCCACUUGAUUCGCUCUGGUCGCGCGACUGAGCGAAUGCACAUUGAGCUACUCAGCGAAUGGUAGUGCAUUCGCAGCGAAUGAGGAAGUUCAAUUUGCGCAUGCCCCAAUGUGCAUUCGCUCAGUCGCGCGACCAGAGCGAAUAAAGUGGAAACCCGCCUUAAAAGAGAGAUACACAAUAGAUAAAAAUCUGCAGUAUCUUCACUCGAAAAACAAUCUUUCACAAAAUUGCGAGACUGCAUUGAUUUUUGCUCCUUGCCCAACAAAGCAGUGCUGUUUUUGUGAUUUUCAUAUGAUUUGAGUCGCAAGUUUUAAGAUCUAGUUACAAAACAACAUUUCUUUGAGAAGUGGAGGGGCAUUGCAAAUAAUGUCGUUACAGUGAGAUAUAAAACAGUUUUUUAAAGAUAACAUUGGAAAAGUACAUGACUGAACACUGGUCUCAAUAUAUUUUGUAAACAUUGGAAGGUAAGGAUCAAGUAAACAAAGCUCAUCCGAUGAAUAAGUUCUUAAAGGGGGUGUCAAUAUGAAACGAUAAUACUCCCUUGAUAUAUUUCUAAAAGAAAACAGGAAUUUCUUCAUGAUUGUUUGGAACUAAGUUUCAAUAAAAGGGGAAUUCUAGUAAUUUUAUUCAUUUUUCAAAGGGAAGCUCAGGGUCGCCGAGAGCCACCCAGUGCCAAGAGGCAGGACCCUUCCUAUACAAGGCAAUAAACCUGUUUGAUAUGGAAUUAAAUUGCAUAGAAUUUUUUACAUUUACUUUUGAUUAAUAUUCGUAAAGCGUCUUUAAGUUUUCCAAAUACAGAUUUGACUUGUAAUUACCAUGUUAUUAAGAAUCAUAUUUUAAAUAGAGAAAA